Molecule: messenger RNA, 894 nt
Organism: Sorghum bicolor (sorghum)
Lineage: Eukaryota; Viridiplantae; Streptophyta; Magnoliopsida; Poales; Poaceae
Product: auxin-induced protein 15A
Exons: 1
Coding region: 311-616 (101 amino acids)
Biological process (GO): response to auxin
Source: RefSeq, a predicted model, not a curated record
UGCCUAAAGUUCUUGUUUAUUUGGUAGGCAUUGUUGCCUGCCAUGCCAAGGUUGGCUCCAUGCUGAUACUGAGCUGCUGGUCUGAGCUAUAAGAAGGCAACCUUUGGCCAAAAUCUCACAGGUCGCCACAGCUUUCAGCUCACACUCAUUGAGCAAGCUAACACAGAGCCAGCAAGCAUCUACUAGCACUCUAUAGCAGCUCAGCGCCGCUCGGUCAUCUUCAGUAGCUACUGAAAUCUUGUUCGUUUAGAGUCCUGUGCUUCGCGCAAACAAGAUAGCAUAAACUUCUGCAAUCAACCAAUCAUCAACAAUGGCGGCGGGAAAGCUGGGACAGCUGAUGACGAGGCUGCACCUGGCUCGGAGCCGAUCGCCGGCGUCGGCAGCGGCGGACGUGCCGCGGGGCCACCUGGCGGUGUACGUCGGCGAGGGGCGGAAGCGGCUGGUGAUCCCGACGGCGUGCCUGAGCCACCCGGCGUUCGUGACGCUGCUGAAGCGGGUGGAGGAUGAGUUCGGCUUCGACCACCGCUGCGGCGGCCUCACCAUCCCCUGCGCGUCCGAAGGCGACUUCGCCGACAUCGUCAGCGCCGUGGACGACCACCACCACCACCGUCACUGAUGAUGAUCGUGUCGAUCGAGCUGAUCGUUAGAUUCCACUUCCUGGACAAAAUUGUUCUUGGAGUGUCGUAGCACCAAUGUUCUGUUCUGUUCUGUUCUGUUCUGUUCCUAAGUGUAGCUAGUGUUGGGCUUACUUGAGCCUGUAAAGAUUUUGAUUGGAAAUUGGAAUGAACUCUUCUCUCACCCAAGUGUAGGUGUAGAAUCAAAAUUCAGGAAGCGUUUACAUUCCUCUGGCGGUAUCCUUUUCUCUCUGCUACAAAUUACAACCUAACCUAUGGA